Molecule: messenger RNA, 3836 nt
Organism: Terrapene triunguis (Three-toed box turtle)
Lineage: Eukaryota; Metazoa; Chordata; Testudines; Emydidae
Gene: E2F2
Product: E2F transcription factor 2
Exons: 7
Coding region: 425-1681 (418 amino acids)
Biological process (GO): regulation of transcription by RNA polymerase II
Cellular component (GO): RNA polymerase II transcription regulator complex
Molecular function (GO): protein dimerization activity; DNA-binding transcription factor activity, RNA polymerase II-specific; RNA polymerase II cis-regulatory region sequence-specific DNA binding
Source: RefSeq, a predicted model, not a curated record
GCAGCGAUUUAGGGGGGGUGAUUUUAUUAUUCACUUUUUAACAUGCACCACGCUUGGGUGGGAGUCGAUGCCCACUCGGGGAGCUGAGCGUCACCAGCCCCUGCAAUCCCCUGCAGGCUGAGGCUUGGGGGGCAGUGAACGGGCGUUUGGGCGCUGCAAAGCCCCGGUCCCCUUGAGACAACUAGUAACUUUGAAUUGCGUGUGUCGGGAUCAAAACAGCCAGCUGCAAAUUCUGGCCGGUCAGCGACAGGAACUUCCACGAAGAAAGGAGGGGGCUCGAGUGGGGCUGGUUCCGUGAUUUCCUCCCCCAAUGCAGUCUAGCAAAAAAUCCGGCUUGAUUCCCCCCCCCAAGACAGCCUCAGACUGGAAACUGGGGGCCAUUCACUGAUCCUGCAUGCUACGCCCUGUUUUAAAUGGCUGAACAAUGCUGAGAGUCAAGGGAGUGUCUUCAGCCCCGGAAAGGGGGGGCUGCGCCAUUGCCUGCCCCCCCCAGCCGCAGAAGAAAGUCAUGCCUGUGAUGAGCUCUGCAGACUUGGUGACUUCCAGCCUCAGCAGCCCUCAGAUGCACUCCAUCCCGGCCAGCUAUUUCACGCAGCUGUACCCCCAGAGUGUGGCUGCCGCCCCCGCAUCCAGGGGCAGCUGUCUCUACGCUACCCCGCAUGGACCUGAAAUCAAAACCAUCCGAUCUGCCUCUGCGGGAAGGCUGCCGGCCAAAAGGAAGCUGGAUCUGGAAGGGACCGGCCAGCCGGGCAUCCCAGAAUUCCGGACACCCAAGGGGAAGGGCAGGACGGUCACUCGAAUCCCCAGCCCCAAAACCCCCAAGUCGCCCGGGGAGAAGACGCGGUACGACACCUCCCUGGGACUGCUGACCAAGAAGUUCAUCCACCUGCUGAGCGAGUCGGAGGACGGGGUGCUGGACCUGAACCGGGCGGCCGAAGUGCUGGAGGUGCAGAAGCGCCGGAUCUACGACAUCACCAACGUGCUGGAGGGGAUUCAGCUCAUCCGGAAGAAAUCUAAGAACAACAUCCAGUGGAUGGGCACAGGAAUUUUCGAGGAUACCUCUGUGACGGUGAAGCAGCAGUCCCUGCGCCAAGAACUGGCAGAGCUGGCCAAGACCGAGAGAACGUUGGAUGAGCGCAUCCAGGACUGCACCCUCCAGCUGAAGCACCUGACAGAGGACGAGACUAACCAGAGGUUAGCAUAUGUCACCUACCAGGACAUCCGCGCCAUCAGCAACUUCCAGGAGCAGACGGUGAUAGCGGUCAAGGCCCCCCCGGAAACCAAGCUGGAGGUGCCGGACUUCAAUGAGGAGAACGUGCAGCUCCACCUGAAGAGCACCAACGGCCCCAUCGAGGUGUACCUGUGCCCCGAGGAGAUCCUGGAGUUCAGCCCUGGCAAGGAGAGCAGCUUCCCCACCCCCUCCCUCCAGGACAGCAGCGAUGGCACCGACCCCUCCCCAGGGAAAGCCGAGCCCCUGAUGGAGGUGGAGGACGGGCUCCUGGACAUGCCCCAUCACCUGCUGCAGCAGACAGAGGACCAGCUGCCCUACGGCGACCCCGCCCCCUUCGUCAGCUUCUCCCCGCCCCUCGACCAGGACGACUACCUGUGGGGGCUGGAGGGGGGCGAGGGAGUGAGCGACCUCUUCGAGGCCUAUGACCUUGGCGACCUGCUGAAGAACUGAGCCGGCGAGGGGGCCCCUCUCCCUCCCCGCUAUGGUGCUAACGGCCUUGCUGGAGACCUGGGCUUUGACUUGAAGUGUGGACUCUGAGCUCCUCCCCUCCUGGCCACCAGAGCAGGGGCAUGGAGACCUCCCAUGGGGCAAGACUUCCUCCCGCUCCAUCCCACCCAUGCGUGGUCUCCGCAGUUCCUCCUCUACUCUUCGGGGCAGCUGGGGCCAGCACAGACUGGGCGUAGCAGUCAAUGCAAUACAAGACCCCAGAGGGCAACCUGGGGAGGAGUCUCCCACCACGUCCCCAUAGAACCUGCUGCAGGAAUGGAGUGCCUUUGCCCGUUUAUCUUUUCCCUGCCCCACACACACGCUGGUAACACGUUCCUGGCCUGUCCAGGGAUGCUGGGGCCGGGCAAGGAGCCCCUGGGAGACUGGGAUUCUUGUCAUGGAGAGUGAAUCUUGGCAUCCCGCCCCCGAAGCGACCUGUCUGUGGAACACGCAGGGCGGCUGUGUCUGGGGAGCGGAGGGGGAGUGGAACGCUCUGUGGUCUGCCAGGGGAUUUGCGUGGCGGAGCAAGAGAUCCCGUUCCCUGAAAUCUGGGCAGGGGUGGGCACGUAUUCGUCUGUGAAUGAAGAAAUCCUUAAGCUCUCGCAGCUGCUCGGGGGGCCCGUAGGGAUCUGUGACGGCAGCGCAGCUGCGGGACACUUGUCUGUUUCGUUCUGCGGGGCCCGGGCGGCCCCUUUGGAUCUGACCCAGGUGGGUCUUGCUUCCCCCCUCCCUGAAUGUUUUGCUUGGAGCGUACAGGGUCUGAGCCAACCCAGAAAUGCCGAGUGAAACCCGUUUGUCAUUGCAGCCGUCAGGUGGCUUUUGAUAUGAACAGUCAGCUGAGAGUCCCUCCUUAGGGCCAUGGCCUCUAGGGGGACCUUACCAGGGACCUGCUCUGACAUCUUGUAAUGAAACUUGAAACAAGGCAAGUCUGGGGUGGAGGGUGUGGUGAGACAGGGACGCACCUGCCCACUCACCUGCGAUGGGAGGGACUCCGACUGCAUCUCCUCCCUCCCCUUCGACUGACCCUAGGCCCCACCCCCUUCCCUCCGUCCUCUCACUGAAAUGACUGGCUGCCUUCGCUCUCAGAGGGUCACUUGGAUCUGCUCCAUCUAGAUUGGUGCCAAGCGACCUGCUGUGAGCGUCACAUGUAUCCAGUCAAUGGGCUGUUGUUCCCGUGCGAGCCCCCGAGUCCAGGGUUACCCCAGAUCCUCACUGAUUGGAUCAGCCCUUCUCUAAAUUCAUUGUUAAGUUAGCGUGGGAUCCGUCUCAUCGAGUGGGAGAAGCCCCAAGUGCCACAGGCUGGGCUGGGUCCCCUAAGAGACCAACUGCCCCGCCCCUUCUCCUUCCAUGGUAGAUUCUGGGAACAGUGGAUGAAAUCUGGGAUUGCCAAGGUAGCGUAAGAGAAUUCUGAGUGCGCCGUGCCUUGUGAAAACCAUGCCGUUAACUUCCACUGUGCUUCCUGUGAGGUGGGACUAAUACCCUCUUCCAUGCCGUGCUUUGGGAUCCUCUGACGGACAGGGUCUUAGCGGUGAGAUCUGGACCAUUAUCCAUGGCGCUUGGUUUCCAGGAUGUGCCCAUGGCUUGCAGACCACUCUGGUUCACCAAUGUCGCGGUGCUGGUCGCUUAUUGACUUGCUGCUUUCUGAUUGGCUUGGCGCAUAUCAUGCUUCAGCCAAUCAGAGACCAAUCAUCUGCACACCGUGAAACAUACAAAUUUUCAGCUGUAAUUUAAACUUAAACCUGCUAGUCGGGCACUUAGUGUGAAAACUGUCAAACUUGGGUGCCUAGCGCUGCGCGCCUAAAUGAAUAUUUAUGCAGCUAAUGGUGGCUUGAUUUUUUUUGUUUUUGUUUCAGAUGUUGAGUGUGCCCUGCUCCCUCUUUGAAGUGAAAAUCAAGCCACUCAUAGGUGCCUAAAAAUGUGGAUUUGGGUGGCAAACCUGAGCUACCAGAGUUGAGAAAUUUUGAUCUAAUCUUACUUAAAUUUUACUCAGUAAGAUUUUCAAAAUCUGGCAAGGUGCUUAUCUGCAUUUUUAGGGACCUAAAUACCUCUGAAAAUUUGUCCUAUAAUAACUAGUGGCUCUGCCGUGUAGCAACCUUGUUAGCCGCAGAUUCCAGUGUGU